This is a messenger RNA of Alligator sinensis (Chinese alligator), 2104 nucleotides long. RefSeq names its product succinate-CoA ligase alpha subunit (gene SUCLG1). The record is from RefSeq and is a predicted model, not a curated record. Gene Ontology annotation, cellular component: succinate-CoA ligase complex (ADP-forming); mitochondrion. Bases 364 to 951 code for a protein of 195 amino acids. Gene Ontology annotation, molecular function: succinate-CoA ligase (GDP-forming) activity; succinate-CoA ligase (ADP-forming) activity. NCBI's taxonomy places the organism in Eukaryota, Metazoa, Chordata, Crocodylia, Alligatoridae. The transcript has 8 exons. Gene Ontology annotation, biological process: tricarboxylic acid cycle.
CCUCCAGUGCAACCGAAUGGAGUAAGACAUAGUUCCUAUUCAGCCACACGGAAAAAUCUUUAUAUCAAUAAAGAUACCAAGAUCAUUUGUCAGGGUUUUACCGGCAAGCAGGGCACCUUCCAUAGCCAACAGGCGCUGGAUUAUGGCACCAGUCUAGUAGGAGGAACUUCACCUGGGAAGGGGGGACAAACUCAUUUGGGCUUGCCUGUCUUUAAUUCUGUGAAGGAGGCCAAAGAGCAAACAGGUGCUACUGCCUCCGUUGUCUAUGUGCCUCCUCCAUUUGCUGCUGCUGCCAUUAAUGAAGCUAUUGAUGCUGAAAUCUCUUUAGUUGUGUGCAUUACUGAAGGUAUUCCACAGCAGGACAUGGUUCGGGUUAAGCACAGACUGACUCGUCAAGAAAAGACUCGAUUAGUUGGCCCAAACUGCCCUGGAGUCAUCAAUCCUGGAGAAUGUAAAAUUGGCAUCAUGCCAGGUCACAUUCACAAGAAAGGAAGAAUUGGUAUCGUGUCAAGAUCUGGCACCCUGACAUACGAAGCUGUCCAUCAGACAACGCAAGCUGGAUUGGGACAGUCCUUUUGUGUUGGGAUUGGGGGAGAUCCUUUCAAUGGAACUAACUUUAUUGACUGCCUUGAUGUCUUCCUGAAGGAUCCUCAUACAGAGGGGAUUAUAUUGAUUGGUGAGAUUGGAGGUAAUGCUGAAGAAGAUGCUGCAGCAUUCUUGAAGGAAAAUAACUCCGGUCCUAAUGCCAAGCCGGUGGUGUCAUUCAUAGCUGGCCUGACAGCUCCUCCAGGCAGAAGGAUGGGUCAUGCUGGGGCAAUCAUUGCUGGGGGGAAAGGCGGAGCUAAAGAAAAGAUUGCUGCACUUCAAAAUGCUGGCGUUGUUGUGAGCAUGUCUCCUGCUCAGUUAGGUAGCACUAUGCACAAGGAGUUUGAGAAGAGGAAAUUGCUGUAAAAGAAAAUCCUCUGGAAUAUUCUGUCAUCCAAAUGUCAGUACAACACCUUGGCUCUUACGCUUGUUGUCCCCGACGCUUGAUCACCUUGAUAUGACUGACAUGAGUCUUUUUUUAAUUAAAUUGGACUUUAAGGGCAUACACUUUUUAUUUCAGCUUGUCCUUUGUUCAGACAUGAUCACCUGAUUGUAAAUCGUAGCAAAUUAAUAAAUUCAGCACUAAAAUUAAUAUAUAUUUUGAAUUACUGAAACUCAGUGACUCUUUUUCUCGCUUUAAAUCAUCCCAAGGUAGCAGUUGCUAAAAUAAACACAGCCCACCACUCUACCUGGAAGCUUUAAGAGCAGUUUGAAAUUUUGAUUUUUGGCGUAUGUAAAGUACUGCAUAAUAUAUGAUGCUUUAAGUAGGGUCUAGUAGCUAUUUGUGCACACACCCAGGACUUUUUUGGGGUUGGGUAGGGUUGUGGGGAUAAAAGCACUCUUACUUGGCCAUUAGUGGCUGGUAAAUACUUCAUCUAAGCUGCAGGUAGAAAUGUAUGCCGUCCACUAAACGAACAUCGCUGCAUCUACAGGGUGAAUCCUAUUGAUUCAUGCACCUGGAUGUGUAAACUUGAAUCCAGAUAUUCUGUCCAAAGCUGCUGAGCUUUAUGCAAUGUAACCCUCGUAAAUGGGGUUUACUUUUACAGUUGCUGAAAGUUUGGGGGAUUAAAACUUAAAAACUUAAAAACUAUGUUUCACUUGAGAUCUAAAAGGUGAGGCAACGGCCCAUGCAGUGGCUGAGUCGAUAUUUCAGAGUUAUAUUUUUGCUGAAGAGAGUAAUUGUAAUUCCCUAUGAAAAUGUAUAUUCAUAAUUUUGUAACUUGCAAAUUGCGUUAUUUUCCAGCUUAUUGUCUUAAUUUUCUCCUUCCACCUUUACCGGUUGGUGCAUUGCUUUGAGUGUUUUUGAAAUACUGCAAAUGAUAGGACUUGCUGCAAUGAUUUGGCAUUCUGAAAACAAAUUUGGUGAGAGAUGCUUCUUGUAAAUGAUUACCAAUGCAUCCUGGAAAUUGCAGGAAUAGAUCAACCUGGUGCCUGUAAAUGAGUAGGAGAAGCUAUAACAAACUGACUGAGUUUAAGUUGUUUUCAUUAUAAUGGAAUUAAAAUUGGCUGGGGAAACUUA